Megalopta genalis is the source of this 867-nucleotide messenger RNA. It is a transcript of the gene RpL17, whose product is annotated as ribosomal protein L17. Gene Ontology annotation, biological process: cytoplasmic translation. Gene Ontology annotation, cellular component: cytosolic large ribosomal subunit; ribosome. Lineage: Eukaryota; Metazoa; Arthropoda; Insecta; Hymenoptera; Halictidae. The record is from RefSeq and is a predicted model, not a curated record. Gene Ontology annotation, molecular function: structural constituent of ribosome.
GUCGCAACAGUUUUUGAAUCUAUCUGCAUCUGCAAUUUUAUGUAAAUAAUUGCGUCGAUAGGGCGAGAUUCUUCAAAAUGUGAUCAAGAACCGUUGUUUCAUUGGAAAAAGUGUGAUUUUGUUGUUCGAUGAAUAGCGAUUGAUGAGAUUCUAAAUCGCGUGACGGGUCGGGCUGCGACAUUUAGGUCGGUGGCUGCUGAUUGUGUUAAAGAUUGCCAGUGACUUUUCUGUGAUUCCAGAACGCAAUGGGACGUUACUCUCAUGAACCGGAAAACGCGACCAAGUCGUGCAGAGCACGCGGUUCAAAUUUGCGAGUGCAUUUCAAGAAUACUCAUGAAACAGCACGUGCAAUUAAAAACAUGCCUCUGCGAAGAGCGCAGAAAUAUUUAAAAAAUGUGAUUGAACACAAGGAGUGCGUACCAUUCCGUAGAUUCAAUGGUGGUGUUGGCAGAUGUACUCAAGCCAAACAAUUCGGCACUACACAAGGUCGUUGGCCCAAGAAGUCGGCCGAAUUUUUACUCCAGCUUUUGAAAAAUGCAGAAAGUAACGCCGAUGUUAGUGGACUAGAAAUUGAUAGACUCGUGAUUAAUCACAUUCAAGUGAAUCAUGCUCCUUGUUUACGAAGAAGAACGUACAGAGCCCAUGGUCGCAUCAACCCGUAUAUGAGCUCUCCAUGCCACAUCGAAGUAAUUUUGACAGAAAAGGAACCAUUUGUUGUGAAAAGUCUAGAAGAAGAGGAGCCUUCCAAGAAGAAACCUAGCAAGAAGAAGCUUGCCAGGCAAAAGGAAAAGAUGAUGAGAGAAUAAGUUUAUCUACUAAUUGGAUAUUGAAUGUAUUGUGGAAAAUGAAGAUUGCACUGUUCACUAA